Molecule: messenger RNA, 2337 nt
Organism: Colletotrichum truncatum
Lineage: Eukaryota; Fungi; Ascomycota; Sordariomycetes; Glomerellales; Glomerellaceae
Product: gamma-tubulin complex component
Biological process (GO): meiotic cell cycle; cytoplasmic microtubule organization; spindle assembly
Cellular component (GO): equatorial microtubule organizing center; spindle pole; centrosome
Molecular function (GO): microtubule minus-end binding; gamma-tubulin binding
Source: RefSeq, a predicted model, not a curated record
AUGCUCCACGAAAUCCUCCUCGCCCUCUCCGGGCACCCCUCCCCUCUCCUCCGAACCGACGCUCCAGAAGCCGAUGCGCUAUCAUCGUCAGCAAUCUCGCCCCCGGAACGGGAGCUCCUAGCCACCGCCUCGCACCUGAGCGACCUGCACAUCAAGCUCCAAAGCUACACUGGCCCCAUCGCCGCCGAGCACCCGUCCACGAUAUGCCGCGCCGUCGCGACCGCGGUCCAGUCCGUCCACCUGGCGGCCUUCCAGCGCAAGGUGCUGGAGGUCGAGGAGACGAUUCUCAAAAAAGAUUCGAGUCUGGUGGGCGCGUAUAACAUUGUACCCCUGACGGCAGUUAUGGGCGAAUUUUCCGAGUGGACAAGGCGGAUGGAGUGGUUGUGGGAGAUUACCCAGUUCAUGCUGCGCAAGCAGCAGGGGCAGACGUGCCGUGGUGCGCAGCUUAUUGACCGUCUGCGCAGCGAGCUGCAAAGCGGUUAUGUGGAUAUCGAGAGGACAGCAAUGAGUCUUGUGUCGGUGGCAGAGACGGCGUGGCUGAAGCAGGUCUCUGCUUGGAUCCUCUAUGGACGGCUACCUACGUUUGGAGGCGGAGACUUUUUUAUCCAAAAGUCUGAUGGUAGCGACCACGAAUACAUCUCGGUGCCCUUGUUACUGCCCAACUUCGUGUCCCCCAAAACAGCGUCAUCGAUGCUCUUCAUCGGCAGGUCUCUGAACCAUGUCCGGGUCAAGAGCAGUAUUGAGUCCGGCCUUCAGGGGCUGGAUCAUCUCUCGUCGCAGUUGAAAGAGCUUGCUGCGUUGACAUUCCCGCUUGAUACGGCUAGCUUCUCGCGGUCCAUUACCGCCAUCCGGCUCACACUCUCGCGCACGAUCCUGCUAAAGUUGCUCCCGCUCACCAAAGUUGUGGAAGCGCUUCAGGUUCUGCGCGAAUUUUUCCUCUUGGGCCGCGGCGAGUUCGCCAUGGCGUUGACGCAGCAGGCGGACGAGAAACUUCGGAGCCGCUGGAAAAGGGCAGACAACCUUGCCUACGAAAAGCGCGAGGGCCUCGGCACCUUUGCUCUGAAGGAGGGCGAGGUUGCAGCCAUCCUAGCCAAGACCUGGGGAGCGAUGGGCUUGAUGCAGGGGCAGCACGCGGACGAAGACGAGGGGCUAGAAAUAGGACGAGAACUGUUACGGUUGAAUCUGACGAAAUCUAAGCCGGCGGCGCCGUUGAAGCUCGAAGCCAGCACUUCACAGCCGACGACCAAGACGCUGGCCACCACCCCUUUCCGCAACCUUUUGCUGUCUGUCCCCGUCGUCUUGACCAUGCAGAUUCCUUCGCCCCUGGACAUGUUCCUCACAUCAUCCGACCUUCAAAUCUACUCUACCAUCAACUCCUACCUACUUUCCAUCCGCAGGGCGCACAUCCGCCUCACCGAACUAUGGAAGAUUACCUCCUUACGUCGGCAUCACCCGGCACCUCCCGGUCCCCCGGCCGGUAGCAUUCGGGUAGGUCGAUCAAAAGUGGUGCUCCUGCGCCAGCGGCACACGACACGUUCGAAUGCUCUCCGCAGCGCAUGGGUCACUUGUAGUUCAGCAAUUUUCUUCCUCUCAGAAACGGAGGCAUAUCUACAGACGGAGGUUGUCGCGGGCCUCUGGGAUGGCUUCCAGUACUGGCUAACCCUGAGCGAGAAGAAGCCCGACCCCAAGGCCUCCUCUACCACAUCGCCAUCAAAGGCAACCCCCACACAGGCAUCAGAAGAUGAAGAGGACGACGAGGAGGAGGAGGAGGAUGACGACGACAUCUGGCUGGCUCAAAGCACGUCCAAUUUGAACGUGGCUCCCAAGACACCUGACCCGACACAGACCCGCGACCCCCAAAGCCUCGCCACCGCCCACAGGGCCUACCUCCGCGCCCUCUCAACGCGCUUGCUCCUCACCUUCCCGUCAUACACGGACCCGCUGUACAACCUACUCACACACACCGACCACCUCGUCGCCCUAACACAACGUCUUCACUCGGUGUGGACGUCAAUGGACCUCGAAGCCGACGCCGGCGUCGUUGACGCCUUUGUCGACCUCGAAAUCGAGGAGACGGACGUCCGCGCCGCGAUCCGCGAUGUGGAGAAGCAUGUCAAGGACGGCAUCCGCGAGGUCAUUGCGGCGCUGAGGUCGCUCGAAGCAGACCCGGCCGCUUUCGCGGACGAAGAAGAGGGCGGCGAGGAGGGCGUGCUCAGGGAAGAGGGCGAGUACGUCCCACGUCGCGUUGGCGGCGUGGAGAGACUCCUGAUGAAGCUUGACCUCGGGGGCUGGUUCGGCGAGAAAAAGGAUGAUUUGUUCGGCUUUAGCCAGUACUGA